Messenger RNA from Felis catus (domestic cat), 3657 nucleotides. RefSeq names its product basic proline-rich protein-like. Bases 1 to 3657 code for a protein of 1218 amino acids. The transcript has 11 exons. The record is from RefSeq and is a predicted model, not a curated record. Lineage: Eukaryota; Metazoa; Chordata; Mammalia; Carnivora; Felidae.
AUGACGGCCAAGGACACCAGCGUUAGCGCCGCGUCCCAGCCAGGCCAGCGGCGACGCGCCCACACCCGCCGUCAGGAUGGCCGAGCGCAGCCACGCCACCCGGGCCUGGACCACACCCUCUCGCGGCCGCGGCCCGCCUCGCACCCGAGCACACGCUGCCCGGGACCGAGCUCCAGCCCCUCCACCCUCGCCGCCUCCGGCUACCGCCCGCCGCCUGCUCCCACGGAGCAGACGCUCACGCUCACGCUCACGCUCACUACUGGCGGGGACCGGCAACGGAGGCGGCCGGCGCCGCUGGGGAAGCCCUCUGUGGACCACGUCCGUGGACCACCAGGGAGCGACAGGCUGCGCGCCUGGCCUGCACCCCCUGGACCCAGCGCCUCCAUUCCACCCACGCGGCUCCGCUUGGGCCCCGAGGCCCCUGCCUCUGCACGUCCAGCCGCCCGCAGGCCCCACGCAGUCCACCCGGCCCGCCGGCAGCACCCACAAAACGCUGGGCGCCGGCCGCCCUCGCACCCGCACGCCGCCUCGGCCCACGUGCCCAGCGCCCAGCGGGCCGGCACGCCGUCCCCCACUGCCAGCGCCCGACGGGCCUGGCCAGGAGGGCCCCGGAGCGGCGCAAAAGGUCGGGCGGCUGCGUUGGCCGGGAAUCGAACCCGGGUCAACUGCUUGGAAGGCAGCUAUGCUCACCACUAUACCACCAACGCUGCACGGCCCGGGCCGGCCCGACGCGGCCGGCCCAGGGUGCGCUCCGGCGCCUUCUCGCCUUGGCGCUCUCUCGCCGCCGCUGCCGCCGCCGCCCGGCGCAGCCCUGCCCCGACGUCCCGCCCGGCCGCAGCUCUGCCCGGCCACCACGGGCUCCGGCCGCCCGGCGCCCCAGCCUCGCCCCUCCGACUCAGCUGCGCCGGCCGGUCGCCGGGCACGCCCGCCCGCCCACCUACCUGCCCGCCCUGCGCCCCGCGCCCGGCGCCCCGCGCCCGGCGCCCACCGCCGCCCGCCUCUGGAGGGCGCUCUGGCCGCCUGGCCGCUCUCGGGCGCUCGGAGGCCGGCUGGGGAGCCCCGCCACGUCCCCGGCCCGGCGUCUUCCGCGUCCUCCGCGGCCCGCAGCUAGCGGCCCGACCCGGCCCGGCCCGGCCCGGCGCGUCCCGGCCCGGCGCGGGAAGGAGCAGAGGGGGCGGGCGCCAGGCCACACCACCUCCCGCAUCCAGACGGGACCGGACCCAUCUGCCUCCCACCCGAGCGACACCCACGGCGGCUGCGCGGCUGGGCGGCACGUCGCCGAGGAGCUCGCCGUGGCUGCCGCGGGGACCACACGAGGCCCCGGCUGCGCGGUGGCCACCCAGCGUCCGGCCUCGAGCCACGCAAAGGGCUGGGGCCGGUGGACGGCGGGCAGGCCGGGCACGCGCCGCCGGCCGGACGACGGACGGCCGAGAAGCAGCGCCCCUGCCCCUCGGGAGCAAGAGGUGGGACCCAGAGGCGCCCGGCACGGGCCACGCCCCACCCGACCCCAGCCCCGCUUCGGCCCCCUCUCCCGCACGGCAGCCCCCGGCCCCGACUCGGAGUCCGCCCGGACCCGGGGCCCACACACGGACCCGGACGGCGCUCAGUACUCCCAACGAGCGCUGCCUCUCUCUCGUCUGCCAGGCGGGCAUCGCGCCGGGAGAAAAGGCCCCAGACGCGACGGGAGCCGCGCUGGCGGCGGCGGCGGCGGCGGCGGCGAGGCGGCUGGCCGUGCUCCUCCGGGCCGCCGCGCGUGUCUCGCCCCUUGCGCACCCACACAGCCGCCAGCCGGGCGCCAUGACGGCCAAGGACACCAGCGUUAGCGCCGCGUCCCAGCCAGGCCAGCGGCGACGCGCCCACACCCGCCCAGCCACGCCACCCGGGCCUGGACCACACCCUCUCGCGGCCGCGGCCCGCCUCGCACCCGAGCACACGCUGCCCGGGACCGAGCUCCAGCCCCUCCACCCUCGCCGCCUCCGGCUUCCAUUGUCUCGACACCCUCCCGAGGCGGCCCACACGAUUCUCCACCUAGGGGCCUUCCCCUGGCCACACCUACCUGCCUGCCUGUCUGCCUCCCGGGAGCCAUACAGCGCAGCCGUCUGCUGGCCAGCCGGCGGCGCGGACCCCUCCCUUCUGUGGGCCUGGCUCACGAGUCCAAGCCGGGAAGACCGCCCGCCGCCUGCUCCCACGGAGCAGACGCUCACGCUCACGCUCACGCUCACUACUGGCGGGGACCGGCAACGGAGGCGGCCGGCGCCGCUGGGGAAGCCCUCUGUGGACCACGUCCGUGGACCACCAGGGAGCGACAGGCUGCGCGCCUGGCCUGCACCCCCUGGACCCAGCGCCUCCAUUCCACCCACGCGGCUCCGCUUGGGCCCCGAGGCCCCUGCCUCUGCACGUCCAGCCGCCCGCAGGCCCCACGCAGUCCACCCGGCCCGCCGGCAGCACCCACAAAACGCUGGGCGCCGGCCGCCCUCGCACCCGCACGCCGCCUCGGCCCACGUGCCCAGCGCCCAGCGGGCCGGCACGCCGUCCCCCACUGCCAGCGCCCGACGGGCCUGGCCAGGAGGGCCCCGGAGCGGCGCAAAAGGUCGGGCGGCUGCGUUGGCCGGGAAUCGAACCCGGGUCAACUGCUUGGAAGGCAGCUAUGCUCACCACUAUACCACCAACGCUGCACGGCCCGGGCCGGCCCGACGCGGCCGGCCCAGGGUGCGCUCCGGCGCCUUCUCGCCUUGGCGCUCUCUCGCCGCCGCUGCCGCCGCCGCCCGGCGCAGCCCUGCCCCGACGUCCCGCCCGGCCGCAGCUCUGCCCGGCCACCACGGGCUCCGGCCGCCCGGCGCCCCAGCCUCGCCCCUCCGACUCAGCUGCGCCGGCCGGUCGCCGGGCACGCCCGCCCGCCCACCUACCUGCCCGCCCUGCGCCCCGCGCCCGGCGCCCCGCGCCCGGCGCCCACCGCCGCCCGCCUCUGGAGGGCGCUCUGGCCGCCUGGCCGCUCUCGGGCGCUCGGAGGCCGGCUGGGGAGCCCCGCCACGUCCCCGGCCCGGCGUCUUCCGCGUCCUCCGCGGCCCGCAGCUAGCGGCCCGACCCGGCCCGGCCCGGCCCGGCGCGUCCCGGCCCGGCGCGGGAAGGAGCAGAGGGGGCGGGCGCCAGGCCACACCACCUCCCGCAUCCAGACGGGACCGGACCCAUCUGCCUCCCACCCGAGCGACACCCACGGCGGCUGCGCGGCUGGGCGGCACGUCGCCGAGGAGCUCGCCGUGGCUGCCGCGGGGACCACACGAGGCCCCGGCUGCGCGGUGGCCACCCAGCGUCCGGCCUCGAGCCACGCAAAGGGCUGGGGCCGGUGGACGGCGGGCAGGCCGGGCACGCGCCGCCGGCCGGACGACGGACGGCCGAGAAGCAGCGCCCCUGCCCCUCGGGAGCAAGAGGUGGGACCCAGAGGCGCCCGGCACGGGCCACGCCCCACCCGACCCCAGCCCCGCUUCGGCCCCCUCUCCCGCACGGCAGCCCCCGGCCCCGACUCGGAGUCCGCCCGGACCCGGGGCCCACACACGGACCCGGACGGCGCUCAGUACUCCCAACGAGCGCUGCCUCUCUCUCGUCUGCCAGGCGGGCAUCGCGCCGGGAGAAAAGGCCCCAGACGGCAAGCGGGGCUGA